AUGCAGAACUUUUUAGCUGGCCUGACGCCAGGUCAAACAGCAUGGAUUUGUGAACUGGCUGUGCGUUCAAUGCAGCUUCCCAGACAGCUGCUUGUCCAACUCACCUUAAAUCCAGAUGCGAUCUCUACUUCUGCUAUCAAAAAUUCAAAUCUUGACUCAGGGUCUGAGGAGCCAGCUAUCUUUUACUUAGCCUACUUGGGCCUCGCUGAGGAACUAGUUCUAUGCCAUGACUCGAUGACCCGACGGAAUGUAUCUAGAACUAUAUUCUUUUCUGACUCCAGUUUUACUCCUAUCACUGCUUUAUCUGGAUCGAAGCAAACUCCCUCCAAAGACGAUAGUAGACGAAUUUUGCUUCUACCCAGACUAUUUCCAAAGAUCGAGGCUUUGCGUUGUUACCUGGGUGAUUCUGUCGGCAUCUAUUUUCAAUGGAUGAAAUCCUAUUCUUUGGCUCUCACGUUGCCCGCUGUUCUUUCGCUCCUGCUCUCUGCAUUCGUCUCUUAUAUGGUGAGUUUUUCAGGGCCAUCAUUUUAA
Molecule: messenger RNA, 531 nt
Organism: Protopolystoma xenopodis
Lineage: Eukaryota; Metazoa; Platyhelminthes; Monogenea; Polystomatidea; Polystomatidae
Source: the annotation of a GenBank genome assembly